Messenger RNA from Ricinus communis (castor bean), 6919 nucleotides. RefSeq lists its product as uncharacterized. The record is from RefSeq and is a predicted model, not a curated record. Lineage: Eukaryota; Viridiplantae; Streptophyta; Magnoliopsida; Malpighiales; Euphorbiaceae. The transcript is spliced from 23 exons. Gene Ontology annotation, molecular function: ADP binding. Bases 296 to 6400 code for a protein of 2034 amino acids.
UGAGUAUUUUCUUUCAUCUUUCUGUUUAUACAUUUUUUCCUCAGUUAGCCGUUGACCUGUAUUCAACUCUCUAGUCUUGCUGUUGAGAGGUUACAGAGAGCUAUCUAUACACUGCUGUCACUUGUGCUGUUGAAAAGAUUAAAGAGGGCUAUCUAUUUGCUGCUGUCACUUAGAGUGAGGUAAGUAAGCAAGCUUCGUGAUUUCAAUAGCAGUUUCUUGUUUUCAUUUUGAACAAUUCCUGAAAGUACAAAAAUAUAUAUAUAUAUAUUGGGAAAAUAAAGAAAUUGAGUAGGAAAUGGCUCUGGAUGCGAUUCUUGCAAUUGUUCCCACUAUUUUUGAGUAUACUUUUGUACCCAUCAAAAGACACCUGGGCUAUGCUUUUAAUUACAAGAGUCAAGUUGAAAACUUCAAGAAUUGGACCGAGAAGUUGGUCAGUGCAAGAGAGAGACUGCAGCAUUCUGUUGAUUAUGCUGUGAGAGGUGGGGAAGAGAUUGAGAAUGAUGUUAAGAGGUGGAUAAUUGGGGUAGAUAAGGCAAUUGAAGAAGCUGAUAAGCUUAUCAAAGAUGAUCAAGAAGAAGCAACGAAGAGGUGUUUCAUUGGACUGUGUCCUAAUGUUAAGGCUCGUUACAAUCUUUGCAAGAAAAUGGAGAAGUAUAGUAAGGUUAUUGCUGAGCUACAGAAUAAAGGAAGAUUUGAUCCAGUUUCCUACCGUGUGCAGCUACAGCAGAUAGUUACUUCAUCUGUUAAAAAUAGAGGGGCGCUGCAUUCGAGAAUGUCAGUUUUGAAAGAAGUAAUGGAUGCAUUGGCAGACCCUAAUGUUCUUAUGGUUGGGGUGUGUGGCAUGGGUGGUGUUGGUAAAACCACUCUAGCAAAGGAGGUGCACCAACAAGUUAUAGAAGAAAAAUUAUUUGAUAUAGUGGUCAUGGCUACUGUAUCUGAAAAGCCAGAUAUCAGAAAGAUUCAAGGAAACAUUGCUGAUGUGUUGGGGUUAAAAUUUGAUGAGGAAACUGAAACUGGAAGAGCCUAUCGACUACGUCAGAGGUUAAUGACAGAGAAGAAGAUUCUUGUAAUACUAGAUAACAUUUGGGCACAACUUGAAUUGGAGGAAGUAGGAAUUCCAUGCAGGGUUGAUCACAAAGGAUGCAAAAUAUUACUGACCUCAAGAAGUAGAGAUUUAUUAUCGUGUGACAUGGGUGUACAGAAAGUUUUCAGACUUGAAGUUUUACAGGAAGAAGAGGCCUUGAGCUUAUUUGAGAUGAUGGUGGGUGAUGUCAAAGGUGGGGAAUUUCAAUCCGCAGCAAGUGAAGUCACUAAAAAAUGUGCAGGUUUGCCUGUUUUGAUCGUGACAAUUGCAAGGGCUUUAAAAAAUAAGGACUUGUAUGUGUGGAAGGAUGCUGUGAAGCAGCUCUCUAGGUGUGACAAUGAAGAAAUACAGGAAAAAGUUUACUCAGCUUUAGAGCUGAGUUACAAUCAUUUAAUCGGUGCUGAGGUCAAGUCACUUUUCUUGCUUUGCGGUUUGCUAGGAAAGUCUGAUAUUGCAAUCCUAGAUUUGUUGAUGUACAGUACGGGUCUGGGUUUAUUUAAAGGCAUUGAUACAUUGGGGGAUGCAAGAAACAGAGUGCACAAACUGAUCAGUGACCUCAAAGCCGCUUGCUUGUUGCUAGAUAGUGACAUCAAGGGGCGGGUGAAAAUCCAUGAUGUUGUACGAGAUGUUGCCAUCUCCAUUGCAUCAAGAAUGCAGCUUCUGUUCACCGUCAGAAAUGGUGCUCUUUUGAAGGAAUGGCCAAACAAGGAUGUGUGUAAAAGCUGCACAAGAAUUUCUCUGCCGUACAAUGAUAUCCAUGGGCUUCCUGAAGUGUUGGAAUGCCCAGAAUUAGAGUUAUUUUUGCUUUUCACUCAAGACAUUUCUCUAAAAGUACCUGAUUUAUGUUUUGAAUUGACAAAAAACCUCAGAGUAUUGAACUUUACAGGAAUGCAUUUUUCAUCUCUUCCUCCAUCAUUGGGUUUCCUAAAAAACCUUUUCACCUUGUGCUUGGAUUGGUGUGCACUGCGUGAUGUAGCUAUCAUCGGAGAGCUGACAGGAUUGACAAUUCUUAGCUUCAAGCACUCUGAUAUUGUUGAGUUGCCUAGAGAAAUAAGACAAUUGACUAAGCUAAAGUUCUUAGAUUUGAGUCAUUGUUUGAAGCUCAAAGUUAUUCCUGCAAAAAUCAUAUCAGAGUUGACUCAAUUAGAAGAACUAUAUAUGAAUAAUAGCUUUGAUCUAUGGGAUGUUCAAGGGAUCAACAAUCAACGUAAUGCAAGCCUUGCAGAGCUGGAAUGCUUGCCUUAUUUGACAACUUUGGAAAUAUGCGUUCUUGACGCCAAAAUACUACCAAAAGAUCUGUUCUUCAGAAAAUUGGAAAGAUUUAGGAUAUUCAUAGGAGACGUGUGGAGUGGAACUGGUGAUUAUGGAACCUCAAGAACACUUAAGCUGAAGCUCAAUACAAGCAGCAUCCAUUUGGAGCAUGGGCUUAGCAUAUUGCUGGAAGUAACAGAAGAUUUGUACUUAGCUGAAGUGAAAGGGAUUAAAAGUGUCUUAUAUGAUCUGGAUAGCCAAGGAUUUACACAACUGAAGCAUCUAGAUGUCCAAAAUGAUCCUGAAAUACAAUAUAUAAUUGACCCCAAUAGGCGGUCUCCAUGUAAUGCCUUUCCCAUCCUAGAAUCCUUGUAUCUGGACAACUUGAUGAGCUUGGAGAAGAUUUGUUGUGGGAAACUCACAACAGGGUCUUUCAGCAAAUUAAGAUCAUUAACUGUUGUAAAAUGUGACAGAUUAAAGAAUCUUUUUUCAUUUUCCAUGAUGAGGUGCCUUUUGCAACUUCAGCAAAUGAAAGUAGUUGAUUGUGCUAACCUGGAAGAGAUUGUUGCUUGUGGGAGUGAAGACACAGACAAUGACUAUGAAGCAGUCAAGCUCACUCAAUUAUGCUCCCUAACAUUAAAGCGUCUACCAAUGUUCAAAAGCUUUUGCUCUAAGAAAAAGGUGUCUCCCAUAUCUCUAAGAGUACAAAAGCAAUUGACAACUGAUACAGGGUUGAAGGAAAUUGCGCCAAAGGGUGAGCUUGGUGAUCCGUUGCCACUGUUCAAUGAAAUGUUUUGCUUUCCAAAUUUGGAGAACCUGGAAUUGUCAUCAAUUGCCUGUGAAAAGAUAUGCGACGACCAGCUUUCUGCAAUAUCUUCAAACUUAAUGAGCUUGAUUGUGGAGCGCUGCUGGAAUUUGAAGUAUUUAUUUACGUCUUCAUUAGUUAAAAAUCUUUUGCUGCUGAAAAGACUUGAGGUCUUUGAUUGUAUGUCCGUGGAAGGGAUAAUAGUUGCAGAAGAACUUGUAGAAGAAGAGAGGAACAGAAAAAAACUAUUCCCAGAACUAGACUUCUUGAAGCUCAAGAAUCUGCCACAUAUCACAAGGUUCUGUGAUGGAUAUCCAGUUGAAUUCAGUUCUCUGAGGAAAUUGUUGAUCGAGAAUUGCCCUGCAUUGAAUAUGUUCGUAUCAAAAUCACCAAGUGCAGACAUGAUCGAAAGCAGAGAAGCAAAGGGCAUGAACUCAGAGAAGAACCACCAUACAGAAACUCAACCUCUCUUCAAUGAAAAGGUUGCAUUCCCUAGCUUGGAAGAAAUAGAACUCUCCUACAUUGAUAACUUAAGAAGGAUAUGGCACAACCAACUUGAUGCAGGUUCCUUUUGCAAACUGAAAAUAAUGAGGAUAAAUGGUUGUAAAAAGUUACGGACUAUUUUUCCUUCUUAUCUGUUGGAAAGAUUCCAGUGUUUAGAGAAGUUGUCAUUAAGUGAUUGUUAUGCACUAGAAGAGAUAUAUGAACUCCAAGGGCUGAAUUUUAAAGAAAAACAUUUAUUAGCAACAUCUGGGCUGAGAGAAUUGUACAUACGUUCUUUACCUCAGCUGAAAAGUAUAUUGAGUAAGGAUCCACAAGGGAACUUUACCUUCCUAAACCUCCGCCUUGUAGACAUUUCAUAUUGCUCGAUGAAAAACCUUUUUCCAGCCUCCGUGGCCACUGGUCUUUUGCAACUUGAGAAGCUGGUGAUAAACCAUUGUUUUUGGAUGGAGGAGAUUUUUGCAAAAGAAAAAGGUGGAGAAACAGCCCCUAGUUUUGUAUUCUUGCAACUAACCUCUUUGGAGCUUUCAGACCUUCCAAACUUUAGGAGUUUCUAUCCAGGAUUGCAUACUUCAGAAUGGCCAAAGUUAAAAUCUAUGAAGGUGUUUGAGUGUGAAAAAAUAAAAAAUUUUGCUUCAGAAUUUUUCUUUCUCCAAGGACCAGGUGGAGAAGGCCAAUUCAGUGUCCCAACCCAAUCACCCAUCCCCUCGAUGGAAAAGGGUGAGCUUGGCAUUUCUCCUUCACAAUGCUGUAUGGAUGAACUGCGCCUGGAGCCAAAUGAAAAUAUACCUGGAGACAUAUGUGAGAAUGAUCCCGAUGAUGGUUUAAGUUCAAUGUUUCAAGGAGAGAUGCUCCAGCAGCUAAAUAACAAUAACUUUCCUGAAUUUUCUGAUAGAAAUGCUGGUAACCCUCCCUCCACUAGUUCAUCAGACAAAAGUAAUGCAAAUGCGAGAGAAGAAGGAAUGGCUAUGCACUUGCGUCAUCCUACCAGCACACAUGUAGAGGAGCCUGGCAUUGAGGGCAUUCAGAUUAUUGGUGAUGCUAUACCUGGAGAAAGACUCAUUGGAUGUGGAUAUACUGUAGGUGGAACUUCUCUUUGCAUGUUUCAGUGGUUUUGUCAGCUCGAAGAUGGCACCAAGCAAUAUAUUGAAGGGGCCACGUAUCCAGAAUAUGUUGUCACAGCUAAUGAUGCAAAUAAGCAAAUUGGUCUUGACUGCCUACCGAUGGAUGACCAAGGCCUUCAGGGGAAACUGGUAACAGUUUUUGCAGAUGAUCCGAAAAAUGUAGAAUGCGAUGGCCCUAGCAUUGAGGGUUUUCAAAUUAUUGGUAAUGCUAUGCCUGGAGAAAGACUCCUUGCAUGUGGAUACUCUGUAGGUGGAACUUCUCGUUGCGUGUUUCAGUGGUUUUGUCAGCUUGAAGAUGGCGGCAGGCAGUAUAUUGAAGGGGCCAUAUAUGCAGAAUAUCCUGUCACAACUAAUGAUGUUGAUAAGCUAAUUGGUGUUGUUUGUAGACCGGAGGACGACCAAGGCCAUAAGGGGAAACUGGUAACAACUUUUGCAAAUGAUCAGAAAAAAAUAAAACGUGAGGGCCCUAGCAUCGAGGCAUUUCAGAUUAGUGGUGAUGCUAUGCCUGGAAACACAAUCCAUGCUUGUGGAUAUUCUGUGGGUGGAACUUCUGAUUGCAUGUUCCAGUGGGUUCGUCAUCUUGAGGAUGGUUCUAAGCAGUACAUUGUAGGAGCCACAGAGCCACAUUAUGUUGUCACAGCUGAUGAUGUUGAUAAGUUGAUUUCUGUUGAGUGCAUACCACUGGAUGACCAGGGACAUCAGGGAAAACUAAUGAGGCUUUUUGCAAAUGACCAAAAAAAAAUACAAUGUGACGCAGGUAUGCAAAGGAAGAUUGACACCUAUUCAUCAAUAUGUGAAGCAACAUUUGGUGUUCUAUUGAUGAUGGACUCUUUUGACAAUUGGGAGCCAGCAACUCUAGUGCUGCGACAAGCAGGCUACCAAAUUAAGGGCAAGAGUGAAGAAAAUGUGGUAAUUGCAGAGAAAUUCUCAAAGGAGCUAUUGAUUAAAAUUCCUUAUGGGCUUUCAAAACAGUUUAUUUUAGAAUGUUUCGAUGGAUCUUCUCAUACCCUCAGUACAUAUGAUAGCCGAAUGCGUGACACUGUUGUGCUGACAAUGAGAAUGUUCCUGAGCAAGUUCUUGAACUCCUUUAAAGUGCUGGUUGUGGAAAAAUGUAAUGCACUGGAAGCAUUAUUUGAUGUGGAAGGAUCGAAUAUCAAAGAAGGACAUGCUGGAAUAUCACAGUUAAAUGAAUUGCAUUUAAUUGAACUCCCAAGGUUGAGGUUUAUAUGGAACAAGAAAUCUAGGGGAGCUUUGGGCUUUAAAAACCUAACAGUGCUGAAAAUUCAUGAUUGUAACUGCUUAGCAAAUAUGUUUACUUUAUCGAUGUCGUUGGGCCUUGUGCAACUUCAAUAUAUGGAAGUGAAAAGAUGUCCAUCGAUGGAAGAAAUUAUCACAAAAGGAGAAGAGCAAGUACUGUUGGACAAACCCAUAUUCCCUUCCUUAUACUACAUCAAUUUUGAGUCUUUACCUUGCUUAAGGAGUUUUUAUUCAGGAAGUGAUGCUAUUGAAUGCCCAUCCUUGGAAAAAGUUGUUGUGGUUGACUGUCCAAAGAUGGAAGCAUUUUCUUCCAAAUUUCUAAGGGAACGAGGUCCAUUGGAUAAGAGAAACACAAAUAGUUUUCAAGGAAGUCUUUGACAUUCCUGUCAUAUAUUUUUCAGUAGCAGGGUUAGCAAUUAAGAAAGCUCAAUAUGUCUUAACUGCCAAAGCUCAGACAUACUGUGGAGGAAGACUGCCAGUUAAUAUUUAGUAUCUGGAAUCAUUAGAAGUACUUGAAUGCAGAGGACUGGAAGUUACAGUGCCAUGUUCAUUUUGGUUUCAGAAUUUGGACAACCCUGAAUGCGGAAAUUUCGUGCAUUGAUAAAUCUGAUGACAUCCUAAACGGCCAAAAGUCUGAUCAUCUCUCAGGAACGACCAUAAAUGAAUGCCAAAUGAUACAAGAAAUGGUUGCCAGUGAGAGUGAUGCUGUGGGGAGCUGGAAUGUUCAUUAGCAACAUUUACCAAUUUCACUUUAUCUUGUUUCCCCCCUUAUACAAGGAAUAUAUCAUUGGGCAUGCUGAUAAUGGUGAUUCCCAUUGUUGGAAGCUUGCAAAACUUGCCAAUGCGGCAUCUGUUCAGGAUGAAAAAUCCAUUCAAAAGAUAACAGUAUUGAUGAUA